CACUGAUCCGAUAGGUUAAAGAGCGAGAGCAUUCGUUUACUGAUUAAUCGAUAAACGCAUUGCAUAUGAACAUUAAGAGUUAUAAUUUCAUUGUGUUCUCAGUUGUGGAUAAGAUAGUAGCUCCCUUUUCGAUCGCGACGACAAUUCGUUUUUCUACGAGCCGUCAAUUUUAUGGCAAUUUUAAAAUUUUCAUUACUACAGGUUUAUUGAUUUUAUAGUGUUUUGUAGUAUUAUCAUCAAGAAGAUCGACACGAUUGAUCAUUGGAUUUUACUGCGUCAUUCUCAAGAAUUUUUUUUAUUCUUACUUGAGAUAAAAAAAAUCUUUAGUAUGCCGGAAGCUAGUUCGGUGCCUGGCUUAGCUUAUCUACCGGCGAGAGAAAAUCCGUCAAAAACUGCAGCAGGAUUUCUUAAAGCUAGAAGAAAAAUCGACGGUGCAGAAGGUCUUUGGAGGAUCGAAAACAAACUUUAUGACUUGGAUACCUUCGCAAAAUCGCAUCCAGGUGGAUCUGAAUGGAUUCGACUCACGAAAGGAACCGACAUCACCGAGUUGUUUGAGACCCACCACAUUACCGACAAGGCCGAACGAUUGCUGCCGAAAUUCUACGUUAGCGAUGCCGUGACUCCACGUUCAGUGUCCCUGACUUUCUUACCAAAUGGUUUUUAUCGCACAUUCAAGAAACGUGCAAGCGAAGCUUUGAAGAGUGUCGAUUUCCAUAAACCAUCCAUGACAACGAAUCUCAUCACCGAUUCCUUAAUGGUCACAACUUUUGCGCUGAGUCUCAUGGCCGCCUUCACCCAUUCUUAUGCUCUUAUCUUCUUCGCUAGCGUUUUUCUGACAUGGACGAUCAACGCGGCACACAAUUACUUCCAUAUGAGAGACAAUUUUCGAAUGUAUUACUUUGAUCUCGGUAUGGCGUCUUCCAAAAAUUGGCGUAUCGUGCACGUGAUGAGUCAUCAUAUGUAUACCAACACCAUAUGGGACUAUGAGAUCUACGUGGCUGAGCCGUUUUUACAAUGGCUCCCUCAUAAGGAUAAAUCUUACUUAGCAGGAAUGAUAAGCAGGAUUAUCAGUCCUAUCGUUUGGAUGUUGUUGUUAGUUACGGAAGGCUUGAAACGAUACUAUUCAGUAUUCAAGGAGUAUGGAGUCUUUGAAUUUCGCGAUUUCGUGCCGUUAUUGCUGCCAUUGUCGAUGAGUUUGAUGGCGCCCAAGGUUCUCGUCGCUUUCAAGCUGUGGAUAGCAAUGUUGCUGAUCAGCAGCUUUUUAUUCGGCUUGAUCGGCUUCAAUGCGGCCCAUCAUCACCCUGACAUCUUCCACGACGGCGAUAUCUAUAGGAAUGAUCUGGACUGGGGUCUGCUCGAGAUGGACGCUGUGCGCGAUCGCGAGGUGAUCGACGAUUCGAUCUUUCUAGCGCUCACGAACUACGGCUCACACACGUUGCACCAUCUGCUACCCACCGUGGACCAUCACUAUUUGCAAUUAUGCGUGCCCGCUUUCCUACAGACAUGCAAGGAAUUCAAUGUCAGCGCAGACAAGUGGACGCAGUGGGAGCUUCUGAAAGGACAAUUCAAGCAGCUCGGGCGAACUGACGUGAAGAAGAAUCAGAGAUAGUGCUCGGCACUGACGAAAGGAAGCACGCUCAAUCAUAAAUCUUGUGCAUUAAAUUUUUCAAAUAUUAGUUUUAUGUAAGUGUCUCUCGAGCAAAAAGUGCUGAUAAAUAUAAAUAAGAUAGCUGAAGUUGAAAA
Pogonomyrmex barbatus (red harvester ant) is the source of this 1743-nucleotide messenger RNA. It is a transcript of the gene Cyt-b5-r, whose product is annotated as Cytochrome b5-related. Gene Ontology annotation, biological process: lipid metabolic process. NCBI's taxonomy places the organism in Eukaryota, Metazoa, Arthropoda, Insecta, Hymenoptera, Formicidae. The record is from RefSeq and is a predicted model, not a curated record.